CGCUGGUCCCGCGCGGCCCGUGCCUCCUGCGCUGCUGACUCACGCCGUCUCCUCCUACUCCUCCUGCAGCUCGCCCCCACCCACGCACCCUUCCGCCGCGGUCCCGGGGAAUUUCUUUGUGGCGUCUGCAGCUGUGCACGGUCGCGUAUAUAAGGCCACGGGGCGAUCUUUUUGCCAUCCAAGGCCGCGGCCCGUGCAGUGAACGCUGGGACGUCGCCAUGUGGAGGAGCGCACCCUUGACCGCGCCGGCGCUGCUGCUGCUGCUGCUGGCCGCCGGAUGGCCGCAGUCGCUGGCCGCCCCGGUCGCCGCCGACGACCGCGACGCAGUGCCGCCCGCGUUCGCGCUAGAUUUCAUGAAACAGUAUGGUUAUCUGGAUCCAAGCUCACAAGUAUCUGAGUCUCUGUACAAAAAUGAAGACAUGGUUGAAGUCAUCAAACAGGUGCAGAGAUUUGGGGCUCUUAACCAAACAGGCAUUCUCGACAAUGCAACACUUCAGUUAAUGAAAUCCCCAAGAUGUGGAGUUCCUGACAUCAAGCAUACCAACAGGACAAGGAGCAAGAGAUAUAUUGUGGGAUCUGAUGGCUGGAAGAAAAGACAUAUUACCUACUUUAUAGCCAACUGGUCUCCUAAGAUUGGUGAAGAAGCAGUUGUUGAACAAGUUCAGCGAGCAUUUAGCACAUGGGCAGGAUAUGCAAGACUAAACUUCUCACUCAUAGCAGAUCCUGCAGCUGAUAUUAUCAUUGCUUUUGGUCGAGGACCUCAUGGUGAUCCAUUUCCUUUUGAUGGGCCAGGCAGCAUACUGGCUCAUGCCUAUUAUCCAUAUGAAAUGGAUCAGUAUGGUGGAGAUGUCCAUUUCGAUGAAGAUGAAAACUGGAAAGUAAAGUUAGAAGGACCUUAUGAUGAUGGAGUGGAUUUCUUCACAGUUGCUGUACAUGAGCUUGGUCAUAGCCUGGGAUUGGCUCACUCUGAUGUGCCCUCCUCGAUUAUGUUUCCAUACUACAAAGGCUUUCAGGAAUCAUUUCAGCUUGGUUAUGAUGAUAUUCUUGCUAUGUAUGACCUAUACAUUUCUCGUAGUCUGGAAGAUGACAAUGAAAUUAAUCCUGGGGUUGUACCUAGUGGUACUGAUGACAGUGACAGUGAAACUCAGGACAGAGAUGAGGAUAGCAACCACGUCCCAGAUGUGCCAAGCACAGAUGAAAAUAGUUCUGAAGGAGAUGAUGAAACUCAUCAUCCUGUAACUCCCACAGCAGGUAAACCACAGCCAAGGCAGCCAGAUUAUCCCACCAGUACUGGUGUGACAUUUGAAGAUGAUUAUGAGACUGUUGAUGAGCAUCGUGAGCAUGAACGACAUCAGACAACUGAGGCUCCACUUGACAAAUCUGAUCCUUGCCUUGGUAACUAUGAUGCAGUAUCAGUUCUUAGAGGUGAACUCUUCUUCUUUAAGGGAGAGAUGAUGUGGAGAAUGUCAGGUCGAGGUUUAAUUCAGCCAGGAUAUCCUGUGAAUUUUCGGCAUAUGUUCUGGAGAUUCCCAAACACUGUUACAAAAAUAGAUGCUGUGUAUCAGAGGGAUACAGACAGCAGCAUAGUUUUCUUCACAGGAAAUAAAUUUUGGGUGUUCAAUGGUGAAACAUUCAUUGAAGGAAGCCCUCAGCCCAUUACAGCACUUGGCUUACCUGCAUCUCUUACACAUUUAGAUGCAGCCAUGGUAUGGGGUAAAAAUGGAAAAACAUUCUUUUAUAGUGGCGAUCAGUACUGGAGGUUCAAUGAAACAACCAAACUCAUGGAUCCAGGCUAUCCUAAGAACAUCAGCAGAUGGAGGGGAGUUCCCCAGAACUUAGAUGCUGCUAUGACAUGGACAGAUGGUCUUACUUACUUCUUCAAGGACAAACUAUUCUGGAGAUUCAACAACAUGCUAAUUAAGACUGAUGACCAGUACCCACUGCCUGCUCCAACAACGUGGUUCGGUUGUCCACCAUAACCAUUAUUUAAAUAUGAUUUAAAUGCAGCUAAAUAUAUUUUGUUGUAUGUAGGAACUAGAACCACUAGUUUCCUCACACUGUUUAUAAGGAUAUGUGUAGUCAGAUUACAUUUUGAAAUAUUACACAUAUUUCUUACACGCAGCUAUAAUGUGUGACAGAAGAAAAAUUUUCCAGUAGCUUCUUAUUGUAAUAGUAAGACUCAUAUAAUUCUCAUUGUUAAGAUACAUAUCAUACAAAAGACUGAACUUCUAGAUGUAUAAUUGAUGAUACUGUCAGUAAAGAAUUAAGGACUGUAUUUGCUUACAGGCAGUUUUGUGUAUAGCAUUUUGGCAUUAUAUGAAUGUAAAUGAUGAAGUAGAUGCUUAGACAUUUUCAGUGUUGUUAUUUCAAACACUCCAUGAUAAUUCUGAAGUGUGGGUCAAAAAUUUGAAGGUAUCAUUCAUGAAGAAUGUGCUAAUUCAAAAGAUAUAUUUCAGCAUCCUAGUCCUUAUCUCUCUUUAUGGAUAACUGCAAGAAACAAACACAAGUAAAGUUGGAACAUUAGAGGUGAGACAGUGCUGGAGAUUAUUUCUGAAGUUCAUAUUCAAUAGAAAUAAUUCACAAGCUCAUCUUAUUGUAGGGCAGUUUAUAAAAAAAAAAAUUAUAAUUCUAAAGUCUAAAAUUAAAAACACCUUCAACCAUCUAUACUUUGAAUAUAAUUUGUUUAUGCAAUCAGUUUUGGUGUUUCAUGACACCAUCUCUAGGCCCCCUGACCAAUGUGUAAGAGGAAUCCAACCUCAUGUGCAGCUGAAAUGGGGGCCAGUAUUAAGUACCUGAUAGCCAUGGAUUUCUAGUUUCAGUAACAUGAUACCUUCAUUUAUCAGUUGAGUCUUCAAGUUGUUUUUAAUUUUACAUUUUAUAUUGAACUGGCAAAAUUUCUCAGCUAUGUUGUACAAAGAUGCACUUACCUAUUCCCAUUCCAUAUACAAGAAAUGUAACAUAGCAUCUAACGAACUAGUCUUGUGGAUGAAUAGUGAUGUAUUGUCGUCAAAUACUAAAUUGUUUGUAUAUGUUACAACAUGUAAACAGACCAGUGUAAUUCCUAAGGCAACUUUUUUUUU
Schistocerca cancellata (South American locust) is the source of this 3080-nucleotide messenger RNA. RefSeq names its product matrix metalloproteinase-2-like. Gene Ontology annotation, biological process: collagen catabolic process; extracellular matrix organization; proteolysis. Bases 219 to 1979 code for a protein of 586 amino acids. Gene Ontology annotation, cellular component: extracellular matrix. The transcript is spliced from 11 exons. Lineage: Eukaryota; Metazoa; Arthropoda; Insecta; Orthoptera; Acrididae. The record is from RefSeq and is a predicted model, not a curated record. Gene Ontology annotation, molecular function: zinc ion binding; metalloendopeptidase activity.